Messenger RNA from Biomphalaria glabrata, 2346 nucleotides. Its product is annotated as sporozoite surface protein 2-like. The transcript has 7 exons. NCBI's taxonomy places the organism in Eukaryota, Metazoa, Mollusca, Gastropoda, Planorbidae. The coding region runs from base 82 to 2202 and encodes 706 amino acids. The record is from RefSeq and is a predicted model, not a curated record. Gene Ontology annotation, molecular function: chitin binding. Gene Ontology annotation, cellular component: extracellular region.
UUUCAUACGUAUGAAAGGAACAACAUAUUCUUACCUUUACCACCAGAUAAAUGUUUGUCUAAAACAAAAACUAAGUGCACUAUGUCUUCUCUACAGUUCUUAUUGGUCUGUGCCCUUGUGGCUGUCGCCUGUUCGUAUGAUCCGGCCUACCUAGUGAGUACAUCCUACAGUGAGCAAUAUCCCAAAACUAACGCUGUUCCGGUCUAUUGCAACAAAAGGACAGACCCUGAAUAUAUUGCGGAUUCAAAAACUUGCAACGGCUAUUACAAAUGUCGCUACGGUAAAUAUGAAUACAAGGAAUGCAACAAAGAACACAGAUAUGAUGCUUCUAAAGGGGACUGUGUCAAAGAUAAAACCUGUGUUUACGGCAACGCCGCUGCCUACACUACGAGCAACUCACAAACUGUUACCAGCACCACCAAAGCGCCCACCUCAACCUACAACCUUAACCCCGUGUAUCCGCCUUUCAAUCCAUAUACUGCUGCCAAUACGUCAAACAAUUAUCCAACUAAUCCCACCAACUCGCCAAACAAUUAUCCAACUAAUCCCACCAACUCGCCUUACAAUUAUCCAACUAAUCCCACCAACUCGCCAAACAAUUAUCCAACUAAUCCCACCAACUCGCCAAACAAUUAUCCAACUAAUCCCACCAACUCGCCUUACAAUUAUCCAACUAAUCCCACCAACUCGCCAAACAAUUAUCCAACUAAUCCCACCAACUUGCCAAACAAUUAUCCAACUAAUCCCACCAACUUGCCAAACAAUUAUCCAACUAAUCCCACCAACUCGCCUUACAAUUAUCCAACUAAUCCCACCAACUCGCCAAACAAUUAUCCAACUAAUCCCACCAACUCGCUAAACAAUUAUCCAACUAAUCCCACCAACUCGCCAAGGAAUUAUCCAACUAAUCCCACCAACUUGCCAAACAAUUAUCCAACUAAUCCCACCAACUCGCCUUACAAUUAUCCAACUAAUCCCACCAACUCGCCUUACAAUUAUCCAACUAAUCCCACCAAGUCGCCUUACAAUUAUCCAACUAAUCCCACCAACUCGCCAAACAAUUAUCCAACUAAUCCCACCAACUUGCCAAACAAUUAUCCAACUAAUCCCACCAACUUGCCAAACAAUUAUCCUAUGAAUAACCCAACAAAUCUUGUCUUCAAUCCUAGCAAGCAACCAGACCCCGCCUACAACAGCGCUCAAAGAACAAAUGGCUUAAGUCCUAACAACUAUCAGCCUUCUCCAGCUUUUGUCCCUCCAAACUACAUUCCAACAAAUAAUUACCCAAUCAAUGUACCCAAUCUCGAUAGGUAUCCGAAUCCCAUUUAUCCUCCUGCGCAGUCCAACCAACCAAAUUACGAUCCAAUCAAUAAUUACCCAAUUAAUCUACCCAAUUCCAAUAACUACCUGAAUCCCAUUUACCCAAGCAAUUUACCCGAUCGUGCUUAUUAUCCGAAUCCCAGUAUUCUCCCUGCACCUUCCAAACAAUCUAACUACAAUCCGUCUAAUAAUUACCCAAUCAAUCAACCCAAACGUGUUUAUAACCCCAACCCUAGUAACCCACCCGAGCCUUAUAACCAACAGCCCUAUCCUUAUGCCAAUAGUCCGACAAGAAAUUACCAGCCGGGAACGCCCUACGUUGACCCUAACGAAGAUCCAGCAUUCCUUCCAUAUAAUUUGGCUAAUGGAUUUACUUCUGAUGCAGCAGACAACCAAGCAUAUAAUGCUGAUGAUAAUGAGAAUAACGAGGAGCCAUAUGACACUGCCAACGAUGCCCAAAACGAUGCCCAAAACUAUAAUCCACCUCAAACUUCUUACGUUGCCCCUACUAACAGUAAUCCUCCCAUAACUUCUAAUGUUGCCCCUCCUAACACUUAUCCAGCCUCAACCUCUUAUGUUGACCCAUCAGAAGUUUAUCUGAAUGAGCUUUUCAAUUCUGACAAUGCUCCAACUUCCUACAAGGAAAACAAUCUAAACUGUAAGGACAUAACUGUAAGAGGCGACUACAGCAGUGCACAACCUAAUGUUCCUGGCGUGUAUCCAUGUAAUGCAGACCUUCAAUGCCAGACUUAUUCCAUUACUGGAUCGUGCAAGGGAUAUUUCUUGUGUUGGAAUAAUGAAUCCAUCUACCAAGAGUGUCCGAAGUACCAGAGUUUUAAUGCAACAUCUGGUUUGUGUGUCAACAGCAACACUUGCAACUGACACGAUGAAGUCAUUCAUCAGAUAUGAACAAGAUUAUCUCCUGAACAGAAUCUGUAGACUAUGUAGACAUUUCGGAAACGGGAAUUCUUGAACAUCUAAAAAUAAAAUGAACUUUCAAUGUAAACCUUUACAUUGUUUGAAGAA